This is a messenger RNA of Diaporthe batatas, 3462 nucleotides long. RefSeq lists its product as uncharacterized. The transcript has a single exon. NCBI's taxonomy places the organism in Eukaryota, Fungi, Ascomycota, Sordariomycetes, Diaporthales, Diaporthaceae. The coding region runs from base 278 to 1555 and encodes 425 amino acids. The record is from RefSeq and is a predicted model, not a curated record.
AACUGGCGAUUCGUCGAGUGUCCAUUCUUUCCCGUCCCGACAGGUCCCCAAUUGACCCCCGCAUUUCAAGUCCUAGUCGUUGCCUCUUGCAGUUGGUUGCUCGGCCGAUUGGUUCCGACUCGGCAACCCCACUUCGCGAUGCACCGACCCGCAGAAAAGUUUCGAGGUCGUCGCCAAGUCGAAGGUGCAUUCAGUACCUCAACUUCGCAUCCCAAGUCAUCGUCACAUAGCCUCUCCGCCGUCGUCUUCCCUCUCUUGCGUCUCAGCCACCCUUACCAUGGCUGCAGUACGUCCUAAGGAGGGUGGCAAAUCUGUCGGCAGAGGGAAGGUCAACCGGCAUAACGCUUUGAAAUUGGAAACUACACCGCCCGAGAAUCCCGACGUGCCCAAUCGCUCAGGGUCGAAGCUGCCCAGGCCUUUAGGCCCGAGAUCCCGACGGAUACUCGCCCAAGAGACCUCAAGUCUGAUACGAAAGCGCAAUGAGCUCGACAGGGCGCUGCUUGUGCAGACCUUCCGACCCCUCGACCAGCUCAAUGCUACCGACUGGCUGCCCCGCGAGGAGCUCCUGAGACAAUGCGAGCAGAUGGUGAGCUUAGAGAAGGACUAUAUAAGGACCACAACCAAAGAGCUAGGCAAUAGAACGGCAUUCUACAAUCAUGAUCCUUCCAAGGAGCGGGCACUUGAUGCCGACUUCAUCCGAAACCAGCUCGGGAAGUUCAAAAGGCAUCUUGGGCCAUACCUGGCUGCUGCAGAGGAGGCACAUGGCGGGGACGAAGAAGGUGCCUCGUCUUCUGGCUCUACUUCGAGUACGAGUGAUAAGGAGGCCGAGUUGGCCCAGGGAAGGCCCUACGACUCUGGUCCCUCUCGGCCAGCCGGAGGAAACGCCGCAGACGGUUCAGCAGACCAUGGUGAUCCUUCCGUGGGCCUCGAUGGCGCUUUCGAUGACAUCAGGGAUUCCAGAAAGAGGAAGAUGAAUGGAUUGGACAGUGAAAAGAAGUCACGGAAGAAGGCGAGGAAGGAGCAGCCUUCUGACAGCUCGCAGUCAACCGCCCCCCAAAGCCAUUGUGCCCAGGCCGGCCCGCCUACAAGGUCCAAGGAUAUGGAGAGCUCGCUCGCACAAAUCUAUACCAGCAUGUCUCAGACCAAAUCAUCUCAGGCCAGUAUCAAUGGUGCCAUCAAGACGGAAAUCAAAGAGGAACCAGUCAAGACCACACCAACGGACGUGAUUGCGAAUGUCGAGCGAAAGCCACCGAACCCGUCAGCCACCACCACCACCACCACCACCACCACCACCAGCAGCAGCAAUAACAGCAGCAGCAACAGGAACAGCAUCAGCGACGGAGCCCUGAGGCCGUUCUAUCAGCGUCAUGCUAAGGCCAUGAUCCGACCCGACUUCGACGACCUAGUCUACGACCGGCCACAGCGCCGACGUGCGCCCAAGUCGAAGCAGAAGCGUAGAGCUUACCUUGUCUCUGGCGCCCUGCCUGUUCCCCAUCUUCCGAGCCCAAGGCCAGAGAAGCCCAAGGCACGAAGUGUGUCGACAGAUGGACCCUAGAGGGGAACGAAAAGUCAGUCUGGCGCGAAGACUCGCAGAGUCGAGCUCCAAUCCGGAGGAGCCUGUUGGACUGAUGCUCUCGAGACUAGACGGAGGCGAUACCCGAGGUGGUCCAGGAGGCAGCGGUCAAAGGGCUAAAUCCCCCCACGUCAAGGAAUUGGGCCGACACCCGUCUUUGGCCAUGACUCGGGAGGGUGCAGCUGAGAUCAGAGACCAGCAUUGUGGCCCACGAGAGGUUGGUCACAAUCGAUGAGAACCCGCUUGUUUCAUGGUGCCAACGUGCCUUAGUUAUUCAGCUGCGGUCUGCCUCUUGGUUUCUCAUCGUGCUGGAAGUGAAGCGAAACGUAUAAGAUACGGGUGGGACUGCGUGAUGCAGACUGGAUGUGGAGCAAUACACGAGUGAGGCGUGUGACUGGUAUAGACCACGCCUUCUGAAUUCGCAUUGCGAGGAGUUGUGGCUAAUAAGGGAUGACAACUGCAUAUUUUUGGAGUCAGAGCAUUUGCUGGAAUUCUAUCGUCGGCUUACCUACGGCAGAGAGUGACCUCUCGCGCAUGUAGGUAAUGUGAGCUAACCAUGUCUGAUGUGCCAGGUCUGAACGGUCGCUCGAGGGCUGGCCCCGGACAAUACGACACUUGGGUAGAGCCUAACAUGCGGUGUCCUUGAGUUGGACGGUGGCAACUUAGUUGUGGCACACAAGACUUGUUCAGAGCCGUUUCUUGUCGAGGUGUCUGACAUGCGCGAGUCGAAUAGAAGAGCGGGUGCUCAACGGGGCUGCCUAGACUCGACGCCACCAACCUCCUCUGCCUGGCGACACCCACCCAGACAAGAGUGCACAGUGACAAGGACCGAACGAUCCCGUAAGGCCGUGCCCACCUUCGUGCCAGACACCGUCAGACCGUCAACUCGAAGCUGUUUCGAAAGGCGCAAGACCCGCGUCGAUUGUGGCGAGAACAGCGUAUGGCUAGGCGACCACCUGGUCAUCCAGUCCGAGGCCAGCCGGUUGACAGAGCGACCAUUCCGCCUUCUGUCUGGCCUACAUGGACGUACAUAUGCACAGAUGGCGCUCGAAUAUCCAGGCACAAAUGGCGCAGGCGUACGCCCGCAUAGACAUCCACAGACGCAGAGAUCCAGACAUCCAUGCCAAGCUGUAUGAUGUGCAGCGAAUCAAGGCGAACCAACACUAUGACAGCCGCCCAAUGAUGGGACGGCGCGCCCCAGCCGCCCGGCCGCGGGACGCCCUUUCGGGAAAUCCCAUCAAGGCCGGUCACACGCCCGGCCGCGAUGCACCCGGCUGCUCCCACCUACCGCCAGGAGAGCGAGCUUCUCCGCGACCGUGGUAUCUCUGCCAGAUGCUCUCUCCGCAUGGCUGUCCACAUCGUAUUACAUGUUCCACAACAGACGACAAUCGGGCCAACCCAUUCUGAUCAUUCCUUCCCCGGCCCAGAAGGGAUUGAAAAUCAACAAGGCCUGGGCAAAAUCCGGCAAAACGUCCCCACGGGACCAAAUGAAUGGACGGGACCGGGGGGGGGGGAAGCUAGCUGGACACCACCCACGCCUGACCGAAACCCCCAUCCCACACACCUAAGCUUCACGCCCUCCUUCCCACGGGGCCAAGUGUGGUUUGGUGAGCUGAUAGUUAAUCAUUGCUAUCGCCUAAUGGCCAAUCCCCGGCCAAGGCGCGUCCAGGCGGCAUUCUGGGCCGCCCGGCACCCAGGGUUAUCAAGCGCCGAGGAGGGCUUCUCCCGCGCCGGCCGAGGGGUUGGAGACGGAGGAUGGGGGUCUCUGGCUGGAAGUUGGGGGUUCGCCGAGCCGGUCGGUCCAGUAGAUGCAUUGGAAGAGUCAGUUACUGCGGAGCAUCCGACUUGUGACUUCGCACGUACUAUGCAUUAACGAGGCAUGCUUUGUG